GAAGCAAUAGGAAUAUAGGGCACCAUCCAAAAUUAUAAAUACGUCGCACUUUUCAGGAAAACAAUAGCGUUGAAUUUCCGAAAACCCAAAUCUUCCUCCAGAUUGCAACACAAAAGUUAAUAUGUGAAUCCCUGCAAAUUACGGACUGUUUAUCUUUUCUGAUUGUUUGUGUUCCUCUCCCAAAAGGACUGGCUGUACAUGCAUACCAAUCGAUUUGAAAGGACAUUGAAUAUAAAGAGAAUCUGGGAAUUUUGCUUUUGCUUUCCCUUUUCUCUUCUCGACUUCUUCUCUGAUGGUAAUUGAGAAUGGCGGGUCGAGAAGGCGGCUACGUUGUGCCGGCGGAUGCUACGAACGCCGUGGCCGGGUUGAAGAAGAAGGGCGCCGGGUCAAGGAGCUGGAUUUUAAUGGAUUCUUCUGGCCACGAAAAUGUACGGGAUGUGGACAAAUAUGUGAUCAUGCAGCGCGUGCAGAUACACGCGCGUGAUCUCCGCAUACUCGAUCCCCUUUUGUCUUAUCCCUCCACUAUCCUCGGGCGCGAGAGAGCCAUUGUAUUGAAUUUAGAACAUAUCAAGGCUAUUAUUACAGCUGAUGAGGUGUGGCUUCGUGACCCAUUGGAUGAUAAUGUCAUUCCUAUUGUUGAGGACCUCCGUAGGCGUCUGAAAAAUGUGAACAUGAACCGCGAAGAUAUUAAGGACGGCAAUUUUACUGAUGUGAACAUGAACCGGGAAGAUAGCAAAGAUGGCAAUUUGGCUGUGCAAAAUGAUGUCGAAACAGCAGAAGAAGAUGAUUCACCAUUUGAGUUCCGGGCCCUUGAGGUAGCUUUGGAAGCCAUUUGUAGUUUCCUGGCUGCCCGCACGAUAGAACUGGAGACAGCUGUUUAUCCAGCUCUGGAUAUGCUCACAUCGAAGAUUAGCAGCCGUAAUUUGGAUCGAGUGCGUAAACUGAAGAGUCAAAUGACAAGGUUGACUGCUCGCGUACAAAAGGUGAGAGACGAGCUGGAGCAGCUUCUGGAUGACGACGAUGACAUGGCGGACCUUUACUUGUCAAGAAAGUUAGCAGGUGCAUCGCCAUUGAGUGGUUCGGGUGCUGCUAGUUGGUUCCUUGCGUCUCCUACUAUUGGCUCCAAGAUAUCGAGAGCUAGUCGAGCGAGUGUGGCAACAGUACGCGGAGAUGAAAAUGACGUUGAGGAACUCGAAAUGCUUCUUGAGGCUUACUUUAUGCAAAUUGAUGGCACACUCAAUAAAUUGACCACGCUGAGGGAGUAUAUUGAUAAUACAGAAGAUUACAUCAACAUUCAGCUUGACAAUCACCGAAAUCAGCUGAUUCAAUUAGAGCUCGUUCUCAGUUCUGGGACUGUGUGUUUAUCCAUUUAUUCAUUGGUGGCUGCAAUAUUUGGAAUGAACAUCCCGUACACAUGGAAUGACAAUCACGGAUACAUGUUUAAAUGGGUGGUUAUUGUUGCAGGCGCCUUUUGUGCAGUACUCUUUGGACUUAUAAUUUCUUAUGCUCGUUACAAAGGUCUCGUUGGAUCUUGAUUUCUUUAUCAGUCAGAUAUUUGUCAUUAAAAAACGACAGAAUUCCUCAUAGCAUGCAUUUUACUGGUGGUGGCCAAAAUUGUGAAUCGAUUAAGAAAAUCUGUUAUUCUUUAAUCGAUUAAUGAGGAUAUUAUAUUUUUCCAAGAUGUACACAUUUUACUUUUUCAUUUCAAUUCAACUGCGUGGCUGUCAAUGCGUAUUUUUGUCACCAUAAUGCAUUUCCUUGUUAACCAUAUGUGUUGAGAUGUUUUGGGAUUAUGUUGAGUUUGAUCAAGCAAUUGCUACGUUCUCAUUACUAAUCACUA
Messenger RNA from Striga asiatica, 1840 nucleotides. Lineage: Eukaryota; Viridiplantae; Streptophyta; Magnoliopsida; Lamiales; Orobanchaceae. The record is from the annotation of a GenBank genome assembly.